Molecule: messenger RNA, 366 nt
Organism: Triticum turgidum subsp. durum (durum wheat)
Lineage: Eukaryota; Viridiplantae; Streptophyta; Magnoliopsida; Poales; Poaceae
Source: the annotation of a GenBank genome assembly
AUGCCUCCAUGGUUGCAUAGGCAACCAACACAUCGGCGGUUUCAAGGCUGGUCCUGGGCGGCGCCUCGUCAGCGUCGUGGAUGGUUGGGCAGCGCCUUGGCAUUCCAGAGGGGCGAAGUGGGCCGGCCAGCAUGCGUGGGGCGCAAAGGUCACGAGCAGGAGGGAGAUGCGCUGGAGGUGAUGGAGGAGGAAGUCGGAGGUGGCAUCAGCGUCCAUGGCGACGCCACCCCGGGAACCCUCCUGCACACCUCGGCAUGGUUCGUCUGUGCCACAUGGUGGCCAAGAUGCUGGAGUGGAUCAAGAGCGGACCGUAGCAGCAGGAGCAAGGAUCUGGUGGUGGUUCAUGAUAUUGGACUGCAUUACUAA